GUGAUUUGAAGAACAAAAAAAACAAUCGAUCAACCAAAAUGAGUGAACCACAAGUGAAAAAGAGCAAAGUUGUCUCUGCAUUGGACCAAUUGAAAACGAUGACGACCAUCGUGGCUGAUACCGGUGACUUUGAGGCUAUGAAAGCGCACAAGCCAACCGAUGCCACCACAAAUCCAUCGUUGAUUCUAUCAGCCGCCCAACAAGAGCAAUAUCAACAUCUCAUCGAACGUGCCAUUAAGCAUGGUAACAAAACAGGAACAACCGUUGACGAGAAAAUCGCCGAGGCUUUCGACUAUUUGUCUGUGCUGUUCGGUGUGGAAAUCUUGAAAAUUGUACCAGGCCGUGUAUCAACCGAGGUGGAUGCCCGUCUAUCGUUCGAUAAGCAAGCCAGUAUUGACAAGGCGUUGAAAUUGAUUGCAAUGUACGAAGAGUUGGGCAUCGAUCGCAACCGAAUUCUAAUCAAAUUGGCAUCGACGUGGGAGGGAAUCCAAGCAGCUAAGACUUUGGAAAAGGAACAUAACAUCCACUGCAAUUUAACUUUGCUGUUUUCAUUUGCACAAGCUGUUGCGUGUGCCGAGGCUGGUGUAACAUUGAUCUCACCAUUUGUGGGCCGUAUUUUGGAUUGGCACGUUGCCAAUACAGAUACCAAACAAUACGCACCAAAUGAAGAUCCAGGCGUUGUUUCCGUUACACAAAUCUACAACUAUUACAAAAAGUUCGAUUAUAAAACGGUUGUGAUGGGAGCAUCGUUCCGUAAUACCGGCGAAGUGACUGCAUUGGCUGGUUGUGAUUUGCUUACCAUAAGCCCAAAAUUGUUGGCCGAUUUGGCUGUCAGCAAUGCACUAGUUGCCCGUCAAUUAGAUCCAGUCGAUGCGAAAAAGGCCAAAAUCGAAAAAUUGGAACUCGACGAAGCUAAAUUCCGUUGGCUGUUGAACGAAGAUCAAAUGUCCACGGAUAAGCUGUCAGAUGGCAUUCGUAAAUUUGCUGUUGACGCGCGAAAAUUGGAAAAACUUCUUGCCGGCUACUUUGCCGAAUCGAAAUAAGCGAAAAUGUUGAAGAAGAAUAUGAAGGUGACGACGAUGGCGACGACGACGGCGACGACAACGACGAUGGAUGGAGGUGACAGCACUCACUCAUUCACACACAAUACACACAUUCAUUCGCUCAAAUGAAUCAAGAAAUUAGAUAUGUUACAUACGAAGAAAAAACCUAUUCAACAAACGACAUCCGCCGUCGUUCCGCAAUAGCACAUCGAAUCGCGGAGCCUAUAUUGUUAUCAUACAAUCGAAGUGCUUAACACCAAUUUCUUCCUCUUCAAUUAGCUUUUUCUACCGAUUUCACAUUCCUCUUACAAUGAUGAACAAUAAAUGAUUUGAUUGAUAUCUAUUUUUGGUACAAAAA
Sitodiplosis mosellana (orange wheat blossom midge) is the source of this 1401-nucleotide messenger RNA. RefSeq names its product probable transaldolase (gene Taldo). The transcript has 4 exons. Gene Ontology annotation, molecular function: transaldolase activity. Gene Ontology annotation, cellular component: cytoplasm; intracellular anatomical structure. Lineage: Eukaryota; Metazoa; Arthropoda; Insecta; Diptera; Cecidomyiidae. Gene Ontology annotation, biological process: carbohydrate metabolic process; pentose-phosphate shunt, non-oxidative branch; pentose-phosphate shunt. The coding region runs from base 39 to 1043 and encodes 334 amino acids. The record is from RefSeq and is a predicted model, not a curated record.